This is a messenger RNA of Centruroides sculpturatus (bark scorpion), 570 nucleotides long. RefSeq lists its product as uncharacterized. The transcript has a single exon. Bases 1 to 570 code for a protein of 189 amino acids. Lineage: Eukaryota; Metazoa; Arthropoda; Arachnida; Scorpiones; Buthidae. The record is from RefSeq and is a predicted model, not a curated record.
AUGAUCAAUAACAACGAUGAUGGCCUCAUGCUGAAGAUUGAACAGAAAAAUGCUUCACAGAUACAUUUUUUGGAUAUUGACGUUGAGUUCAAAGAAGGGCACUUGGCCACUAAGGUAUACGUAAAACCGACGCAUAGCCCUCUGUACAUUCCGUCCCACUCUAAUGAUCCUUACCAGUACAAAGUGGCUGCCUUCCGUGCCCUUAUCCAAAGGGCCUUUCUCUAUUGCAGUAGUGUGUUGGAUAGGCAAAAAGAAAUUAAUAGAGUAUUAAAUAUUGCCAGAUCGCUAGGGUACAGGAAAGAUAUGAUAAUAACAUUGAAAAAAAAAUACAAAGUAAACAAAACUAAAGCUCAAAAAUGCGAUUUCGGCAAAAUCACAAAAUUCACGUAUGAUAAAAAGAGAAAAGACAUCAUGAAGGAAAUCUCAGUCCGCAAAAAAUCCAAGUUAAUUUUCAAGAGAGCUCCUAAUCUGUACAAAUUAUUAAGGAACGACAAAGACAGAGUAGAUAAAGAAAAAAGAGCUGGAGUAUACAAGAUUCCUUAUGAAAAUCGUGAAUUAGACAUCAAAUAA